UGCUCCUGUUCCCCCUGUUCGAAGCGGAGCAAGUGUUCGGCCCAGCUACCGAACCUGUGGCUGUCAGCUCUUGCAAGUCAUGCUUCCUGGUGGCGUCCAGCACGGGACUGGUCUCACUCUACGCGCCAGGAGGUAGCACAUCAUCUGCUCGCAUACUCUCUUCCUUUGCAGCUACAUCUUCAAGUAUUUGGAAGAUGGCGUAUGUGCCACAAGCUGAUGUGGUAGUGACUUUGGAAAAUACCUCUCAAUCGCUCUCGCAAUCGCAAGCUGUUCGCAUCUACGCCAACUGGCGCAUUCUCCCAGAUUCUGAUGCUGUUCUUCGUCCAUCGUCCUCCUCCUCGUCAUCUCAUGCUACCACCGCUGGUCCUGCUUCUAGCUCUGGUGCUAUUGCUCCUCCUGCUGCUGCUGCUGCUGCUGUUUCUCCUAGUUUGCUGCCGGCGGCUGCGCUGGGUCAAUCGCCUCCCCGCUCUGGUCAUGGUCUCGAUGAUGACGAUGCUGCGCGAGCUGCUGCUCGUCUAGCUCUCGCCUCGCCAGAUGUGGCGGUGCCAGACAAUCAUCCGCUUCCGGCUGGACUUGUCACCUACACUCUGCCCGCUAGUGAGGAGCAUCCGCCGGUGGCCAUCGCUGUCUGCUCCGAGCUACCGCACCUAGCGGUGGCUUCGGCAAAGGCCAUCAGCGUGUGGAACGUCGACCCGAGCAUCGGCGAGCCGACGCUCAUGGCUUCGGUCGAGCUGCCGGAUGGAUCGAGUUCGAACCCGCCGGUGGCAGUGGCGCUCCGCGCCGGCGUCCUCGCCUUUGCCACCGCAUCGGAGCUCUUUGUCUAUCGGCUGUGGUUCGAGCGGACAGCGCCACGUGGGCCAGGCGCCACUUCGGGCUCGGCAGUCCCUUUGCGCCCACGCCGCUCCCAGUUUGGCCAGCCGCUUGCUGCCUUUGGCACCGACGUGGACAUGCUCUCCAGCUCGGCGCUCAUCGGCACCGACGCCGCAGCCACCUUUCGCUUUGACGGCACCAGUGGCAAGCCGUCGUCGCAUGCAGACAUGCUCCUCGUCCCUGGCUUGCCUGCCGAGCGAGCCAGCGGCAAGCCGGUCUCUGCCUCGGCAGCCCACCGCGCCGCCCACCCCUCGGCCGCCGCAGUCUGCGAGCUCACCGCCUCCGCCCCCUCCACGCCUUUCACCGACACGAGCUGGGGCAUCCACUCGCUCCAGGUUCUGCCUGAGCAUGCCGGCGGGAGCGUCGAACUCGUCGCCGCCAACGACGACCCGCUGAGCGAGUUUCAGGCCCCGAUCUCCCAGUCCGCGGCUCGGUCGGCCUGCCGCGUCCUCGUCGCUGGCGAGCGGACCGGCAUGCUGCUCGCUGUUGGUGCCUCGGGCGAGUCGGUUACCAAGCUCUGUGACUAUGCCUUUACUUCGCCAGCGAGCGCCGUCCUUGCCUCGGACUCGCUUGUCUACGUCGCUACCGCCACCGGCAUGGAAACCUGGUCGCUCCGCGGGCUCGAUGGUGGCUUUGGCGCAAGCUACCCGCCGCCGGCGGUCCUUGGCAUGCAGGUCUUUAUGGGCGUCCGCUCGUUUGCGCUCGCGGGCGACGCCCUCGUCGUCCUCUCCAAGAUGUACGAGGACGAGACAGCGUACCCACCGACGGCGUGCCGUGGAAUGACCCGCCUUCCGGCCGAGGCCUGGAACAUCUACAUCCUGCACUCGGCGCCGCUCGGUAGCCUCGUCAACGACAUCUCAGCGCGCGCAGCCAUGGCCAACGAGCCUGAUCCAGGCACCUACUUUCUCCUGCUUCUCGAAGCCUACCUCCUCCUGCAGACCCGCCUCGCCAAGCUCGCCCACGAGGCUCGCGAGGCCAUCGGUCUGCUCGGUGCACCCGAAGUCGACCUCGCUGAGAGUGUCACACACACCCUCGAGGCCGCCAACUGCACCGCGCUGCUGCACAAGACCGCGGCGCUCCUUGCCGCCUUUCAGAUGAACGCGGCGGCGCCGGCCUCAGCCGCACACUUUCUGUGGCAGUCGGACAUUCCGCUCACCCGCGGCCUCGCCCUCCUCGCCCGUGCGCCCGGUGAAGCCAAGAUCUACUACCUCGACCGCAUGCUCUUUGCGCCUGUGCUCCUGCCGCGCGUUGACGCCAAUGCUGACGCCGCCGCCGCCAUUGUCGCUCUCUACGCCCGCCACGCCCCGACCUCGCUCGCCCGCCUCGCCCUCUACUCUUGCCUCCAGGACUACCCGCAAGAGCCGGUCCUCACCGGCCUUGCCGAGCUCGAGACAAGAAGCCCGUACGACACCCUCGCCUACGCCCUCCUUGCGCUCGACGUUGGCAAGCUCUCAGCAAGUGUCGAGGCCCUCCUCGCCACCCCGCCCGAGCUGCUGACCAAAUUCGUCUCGGCCUCGCCGGGCAUGCUCUACGUGCCGCCGGACCAGGGCAGGUGGACCGGCUCUUCCGACUACGACGACGACUACGAUGCUGGCGGCGGCCCAGGCUCUGAUCCUGCACUUCCGGCUGCGCUGCCGUCGUUUGCCGAAGUCCUCGCCGCCCUCGACUCGGCCACCCUUCCGUUCUCGGUUGCCCUUGACCUGCUCGAGUCGGCCUGCGGCAGCCGCCGAGUUGCGGCCAAACCCAACUCGCUCGUCCCACUUGCCACCCUUGACCCUGACGCUGCUCUCGACGGACCGGCCCAGGCCGCGCUCCUCGCACACAUGGCCGCCUCCUCGGGCUUGGCCCGCCUCCCGCUCGUCGAAUGCUUCCUCGAGCGUGCCAUCGUGUGCCCCAACUUGGAGACCGACGUCUCUGAGCUGGCUGUCCGCCUCUCACACAUGUACCUGGCCCGGAUUCUGGAUGCCGAGGCCGUCGACGGCGGCGGACCUCAGCUGGUGAGCCUCCCAGCCGUCGCCUCGCUGCCGGCAAGCCACGCAGCUCGCGCCGAGGCCUGGCUCAGCAUGCUGGCCGACGCCGCGCCAUUUGGCGAGCCGUACCCGUGGCUGGCGCUGAUGCCAGCUCCGGAGCCGAUCAGGCCGUACGUGGCCAAGCUCUCGUCACUCCUCGCCUCGCCGCUCUUCCACUCGGCCGAGUUGCUCCUCGACCAGAUCCAAGCAGCGAUGCCGUCGCAGACCUCCCCGCCGCUUCAUCUCUGCAGCCUCGAGCUCGCCUGCCUCGCUGCACUCGGGCGGACCGAGACUCUGGUCAAGACCCUCGCCACUGUCGCUGCCGCCGCCCCGGUCGUCCCGCUCGCGGUCGCCCGCCUCCACUUUGGCAGCGACGCCGAGGCCUGGCGGGCGCUGUUAGACGCGCUCAAUGCCUCUUCCGGGCCAGCGGGCGACAGCGCUGACCCGCCUGUCGCCACCCGCUAUGUUCUCGAGCACAUGGCCCGGAUCCUCCCGCCGGCGACCUUCAUGCAGCUGUUGCCGUCCGAUGGUGACCUCCGGGUUUACUUUCCGCUCCUCGCCGCCAGCAUCACCGGCGAGCGGUCGCGCAAGGUCCUCGCGUCGAUGCCACUAUAA
Thecamonas trahens ATCC 50062 is the source of this 3494-nucleotide messenger RNA. RefSeq lists its product as uncharacterized. The coding region runs from base 195 to 3494 and encodes 1099 amino acids. Lineage: Eukaryota; Apusomonadida; Apusomonadidae. The transcript has 3 exons. Gene Ontology annotation, biological process: organelle organization. The record is from RefSeq and is a predicted model, not a curated record. Gene Ontology annotation, cellular component: cytoplasm.